Messenger RNA from Syngnathus acus (greater pipefish), 1140 nucleotides. RefSeq names its product heme oxygenase 1a (gene hmox1a). Gene Ontology annotation, molecular function: heme oxygenase (decyclizing) activity; heme binding. The record is from RefSeq and is a predicted model, not a curated record. Lineage: Eukaryota; Metazoa; Chordata; Actinopteri; Syngnathiformes; Syngnathidae. The transcript is spliced from 6 exons. Bases 108 to 908 code for a protein of 266 amino acids. Gene Ontology annotation, biological process: heme oxidation; response to oxidative stress; heme catabolic process.
AGCCAGAGUAUAAAUACCACACACUGGAUCCGUGAGUCCACAGUGAGCCACGGGAAGCAACAAGCCAGUAUUCUUUCCAACUCCUACUAAGCAGCAAAGACAAUAAGAUGGAGACCAAGAAAAGUGCAAGAAAAGUUGACACCGGGGUAGUAGGCAGUGAUUUAUCAGAGCAGAUUAAAGAAGCCACAAAGGAAAACCAUGUGAGAGCGGAAAAUACGGAGCUGAUGUUGAGUUACCAGAGGGGUCAAGUCAAGCUGCCACAGUACAAGCUCCUGCUGUGCUCCCUCCACGAGAUCUACAAGGUCCUCGAAGAGGAACUCGAUAAGAACUGUUCCCAUCCAGCGGUUGCACCGAUAUACUUCCCCCAGGAACUUGCUCGCCUGGAAUACCUGGAGAAUGACCUGGAAUACUUUUUGGGUCCUGAUUGGCGUGGAAAAGUGAUUGUUCCCGCUGCCACCCACAGAUACACUCAAAGGCUUCGAGAGAUUGGUAAAAAGAAUCCAGAGCUGCUGGUUGCCCACGCCUACACUCGAUAUCUUGGCGAUUUGUCAGGAGGUCAAGUCCUGGGAAAAAUUACCCAGAAAUCCCUCAAGCUGUCAGGAAAUGAGGGUCUUUCGUUUUUCUUCUUCCCUGGCGUGAGCAGUCCCAAUCGCUUCAAGCAGUUGUACAGAAGUCGCAUGAACGCCAUCGAGUUAACCGAGGACGAGAGGGAAGCUGUGUUGAAGGAAGCGGUCCAGGCUUUUGAGUUCAACACCGAGGUUUUUGAUGACUUGCAGAAGCUUCUGUGUGUCGCAACAGAACAAUCCAAGUCCAGCUCUGGCCAUUUUCCAUUUCCUCAACUCAAGCAUAUCACCGUGGGAUUGUGUGUUACUCUGGCUACCGUUGGAAUGGGAAUGUACGCCUUGUAGCAUCAGCUAGCAUUUUAAGCACCUAUAGCACUUUACUAAUCUCUUUGAAGCUAAUGAAACAAAUCCAAACUGGAACCAACUGGCUUUUAAAAAAAAAAAAGUCAGCACUUAUAUUUGAUUGAACAACAUACUGUAUAUUCUUACUUUUGUUACAUUUACUAAAUUUGUCAUUGAUUACAGAAUUUUGUGUAUUUGUAGAAACAAAGGAAAUAAACUUGUUGGCAGUGCAAGA